Messenger RNA from Vicia villosa (hairy vetch), 2600 nucleotides. RefSeq names its product disease resistance protein Roq1-like. Gene Ontology annotation, biological process: signal transduction; defense response. Lineage: Eukaryota; Viridiplantae; Streptophyta; Magnoliopsida; Fabales; Fabaceae. The record is from RefSeq and is a predicted model, not a curated record. Gene Ontology annotation, molecular function: ADP binding; ATP hydrolysis activity. The transcript is spliced from 4 exons. Bases 123 to 2510 code for a protein of 795 amino acids.
UAUUGCGAUAAGAAACUUCGAUUCAAAGUCCUGACUGAAACACUUCACCGCGUUUUCACUUGUUGCUUGACUUGACUCAACCAUAAAAAGAAUGAAUCCACUACACCCGACGACGACAUAUCAUGACAAAUCAACGAUCUUCCUUCAGCUACGACGUUUUCAUAACCUUCUCCGGCGACGAUACUCGUUACGGUUUCGCCGGCAAUCUCUGGAAAUCUCUCAGUAACAGAGGAAUCCACACAUUCAUCGAUGACCAUGAAGAGGACCUUUCCAAAGGAAAUGGGAUCGAAUCAACACUUUUGAAUGUGAUCAAUGAGUCAAGAACUGCCAUUAUUGUGUUUUCUAACAAUUAUGCUUUUUCAUCCUUUUGCUUGGAACUUCUUGUCUAUAUCCUUGACAGUUUUCUCUUGAAUCAUCGGUUUAUUUUCCCUGUUUUUUACGAUGUCGAUCCUGCUGUUGUAAGGUAUCAAAGUGGAACUUAUGGUGAAGCUUUUUCAAAGCAUGAGAAGAAAUUGAAAGAUAACAAAGAGAAAGUUAAGAAAUGGAGGAGAGCUUUAUAUCAAGUAGCUAACUUGUCUGGAUUUCAUUUCAAACAUGGGGAUGGAUAUGAAUUUGAGUUUAUUGAGAGGAUUGUGGAAGAAGUCUCCAGUAAGUUUGAUCUUGUUCCUGUACAUAUUGCUAAUUACACGGUCGGAUUGGAGUCUCAAUUGGAAGAAGUGUGUUCACUUUUAGAGUUGGGAUCAAAACAAGUCCUUACAGUGGGGAUCUAUGGGGUUGGCGGAAUAGGUAAAACAGUACUUGCUCGAGCUGUUUAUAAUAAGAUCGGAGACCAAUUUGAAGCUUUAUGUUUUCUUGCCAAUGUUAGUGAGAAUUCAAAUUUGCAUGGACUAGUGCACCUCCAGAAUAGGCUUCUUUCAGAAAUGGUUGGAUUGAAUGAUAUUCAGUCAGGAAGUGCUAGUAAAGGAGUUUCAGUAGUAAAGUAUAGGCUCCGUCGAAAAAAAGUUCUUCUUAUCCUUGAUGAUGUUGACACACUUGAGCAACUAGAGACCUUGGUUGGAGGACUUGAUUGGUUUGGUCCUGGUAGCAGAGUUAUCAUUACAACACGGGACAAACAUUUGCUAGCAUUUCACGGGUUUGAAAGAAUAUAUGAGGUACAAGAGUUGAAUGAUGUAGACGCUCUUGAGUUGCUUAGCCACAGGGUUUUUAAACAAGGCGUCGUUGAUCCCAAUUACACAGAACUUUUAAGCCGAGUAGUAACUUACGCUUCCGGGAUUCCAUUGGCUUUGGAAGUAAUAGGUUCCAACUUGUUUGGAAAAAGUGUUGACCAAUGGAAACAUACAUUAGAUCGGUUUGAACGAAAUCCUCCCAACGAAAUCCGUAAUAUUCUUAGAAUAAGCUUUGAUGAUUUGGAUCAAGAGGAGAAGAACGUUUUUCUAGAUAUCACUUGUUGCUUCAAAGGAUAUGAAUUGACAGAUGUUGAAGAUAUUCUCCAUGCUCGUUAUGGUCAAGACAUGAAAUAUCAUAUUGAAGCGUUGAUUGACAAGUCUCUCAUACGUAUCAGUUUGGAUGGUAAGGUGACACCACAUCCCUUGAUAGAGAGAACAGGUAAAGAAAUUGUCCAUGACGAAUCACCAAGCGAUCCUGGGAGACGUAGUAGAUUAUGGUUCCGAGAAGAUAUAGUUCAAGUCCUAAAAAAUAAUAAGGGAACUAGUAAUAUUGAAAUCAUACAUCUAGAUUCCCUCUUAAUUGAAAAUGAAGAAGCAAUAGAAUGGGAUGGAGAGGCCUUUGAGGAGAUGCCAAACCUCAGAAUACUUAUUAUUAGAAAAUGUCAUUUCUCCAAAGCUCCCAAGUAUCUUCCAAACAGUUUAAAGGUAUUGGAAUGGUGGAGAUAUCCUUCUGAGGAGUUACCAUCUGAUUUUGAUUCAAAGAAACUUACUUUAGACAAAAUUGCUACAGUUAUGUUGCAGAUUUCACAUGGGGAUUUUCAAACCGAGACGGCAUGGAGACUAGUUGGCCUUAUGUCGAGUGUAGUUGGCCUGUCAUGUUAUGCUCUAAGCCCUUCUUUCGAUCGAUUAAUUGGAAGGUGGAAACCUUUCAAGUUCUUUCUUUAUGGGCUCUUGUCCUUGGCUAUUUUGACAAGCAUAUUGUUUGCAAAGCAUUCAUCACUUUCCACAAGACAUUUUCAACUCAAAUCUUACACGAGCUUUGCGGUUUUGAUGAUCAUCUCAGUAUACUCAUUCUUCUACGACAAAGCUGUGGAUGGAAAACCUGAAACACUGAGUAUAGUUUCAAACGCUGCGUUUGCUUUGGUGUCAUUAAGCUUGCACAAACUGAUUAAGUUUGGGGUUGAGAUUGGUAUGUUCUCUUAUUUCUUAGGUUGCUUUGCAGUUCAACUGUUAACCAUCAACUGGAUGUUGAUUUUUGUUGCAAUAUUCUUUGGCUGCCCGCUUUUUGUUAUGCAUUCCUUUAUGAAUUCCCGACCAGAGGUAGCUACUGGAGUUCCUCUAUGAGUUUGAAUUAUUCGAAUUAUACUCCAUUUCGAUCUGUUUCUGAUAAUAGUUACCGUGUUAAUCUACCAAUAAAUCGGUUCUAUUAAUUUC